GCUUGCCAACACUCCGUCGCGACGUUUGGACGUAGAAACGCGAAGAAAACGGCAGUUUGCUGGAACAUUUUUUGCUCCGUGGAUUUUAAUUAAAUUUAAAAUUACUGCAAAAACCGCCAAGUAUGUACGUGCAAGAUACGCAAGCGGAAUAUAUAGUGCCGGUUAAAUUUAAGAAGUGCAUGUUUCAUAAAACAAAAUGAGAAUAGAAAGUGGCACAGAGUAUAAGAAAUUGCAGCGUCGUAAAUAAUAAUAAUAAUAAUAUAUACACACACACAACAAAACAACGAAGUGAAAAUGUGCCGCAAUAUGUGUGUGUGUGCCAAGUGCAUUAAAAAUAGAUAGAAAAUACAUAAAAAGAAUUCUUAAUUAUUAAAAUAAUCAAAAUACGUGCAUAAUCAAUUUUCGUUCUGCUAUUAAACACCAAAAAUUCAAAGUAGCUGCAAACUGCAACAGCUGCAAAUCAACAGCAAAAAUAAAAUACAAAUACAAGAAGAAUAAAUGAAAAAAAAUUCACUCAAAAGCAACGCAAUUUGUGUCUCUGUGUACGUGUCUGUGUCUGUGCCUGUGUGUGUGUGUCUCUCUUGCUCUCUCACUGUAUCUAUUGUCAUAUAAGAAGAAUCAAUACAACAGAAAAAAGUAAAAAAUUCAAAGCAACAAAUAUCCAAUCAAAACAAAUGUGCAACAACAACAACUGCAGCUACAAAAUACUAAACAUAUAUUAAUUACUAUAUAUGUGUGUGUACAUAAAAAAUCUACAUCUUGAGAAAAUGAGGUGCUGCUGUUGUGCAAAUAUAAUAAGCCAAGAACUAUGACGCAUCAAAAUCAUCAGACAAACGGCGCAAGUUUGGAGGAUUGCCAUACAAACUUUUAUGCCUUGACUGAUUUGUGUGGAAUUAAAUGGAGAAAGUUCGUUAAUGGCGAACGUCCGAAUGCGUCGAGCGAUCCUUUGGACGAUCCAAUUCUGCGCUCCUAUUCACGAUGCAUGCAGGCGGAUAUGUUGUGCGUGUGGCGGCGCGUGCAAUCCACCAAGCAGGACAACUCCGAUCCGAAUGCCUUAAACUUUGAGAUUACCACAUCGACCACUGUGCACCCGCCCCUAUCGCUUGCAGCUGCCAAGGAGCUGUGGAUCUUCUGGUAUGGCGAGGAGCCAGAUCUGUCGGAGUUGGUCGAUGCGGAUCUACUUAAAAUAGCGGCCAAUCAAUCGCUCUGGAAUGGCACCUGGAAGGGCGAGCUGACCUACGAGUGCCGCUCGCUGCUCUUCAAGGCACUGCACAAUCUCAUGGAAAGAUUCGUGCUCACCAAGGACAUUGUGCGCUUCGGCAAAUGGUUCGUGCAGCCCUGCACUUCCAGCGAUCGUCUCUUUGGGCGCAGCUCGCAGCAUUUGUCAUUUUCCUUUACGUUCUUCGUGCACGGUGACACGGUCUGCGCGUCAAUCGAUCUGCGCGAGCAUCCUGCGGUGCGUCCUUUGACCAAGGAGCACUUAGCCGAGGCAGCGGCUGCAUUUGCUGCUGCCAGUGGAGGCGGAGCAGCAGGAGCACGUGGCCAGGAUGCAAACGGAACAGCUCAACUGCCGGCGAAUUCACCACUGUUGGAUACGGCAACUGGAAAUGGAACUGGCGAGAAGUCGGCGGCGACGUCGACAGCGACGCCAACGCAGGCGCGCAAGGUAAUGCUGGCGCCCUUUGGCAUUGCGGCAAUACUCACGGGGAAUAGCUACAAGGCGAGCGAUCCAAUGGCCGAAAAGAUACUCGAGGACUGGGCCUCGUUCUUUCCGCUGUGCAAUAAGGACAACACGGAUGUGCCGCCCGUCGUGGAGGUGGUAUCGGGUGGACAUAAGAUGUACCAUCCCACAAAUUACGUACUAGUCACGGAUCUGGAUGACAUGGAAGAAAUGGAAUUCGCUGAGCUGCACGGCAAAGUAAACGGCGCAAGCAGUGAGCCACAGACAGCAGCAGCAGCAGCAACAGGAACGGGAACGGGAGCGGGAGCGACGCAGGCAGCGGCAGCACAAGCGCUGCCAAUGGCGGCGUCAGCAGCGGCGUUAGCAGCCGCCAAGGAAUCGCGUAAGGCGGCAACGCAAGCGGUCAGCGCUCUGGAACGCCUAACGUUUCAGCCCUACUACGAUCAGCGGCCCACAUCGGGCUUCACCUUCAAUACCAAUAAUACUCAUAUACCCCCAUCGGCGGCCAUUGAAAUGCCGGAACGUGCCUGGCAGGAUUGCAUAAUGAACACGUUGCAUGUGGACGCAGCGGCAGCGGCGGCGGCAGCAGCCGCAUCAGCCGACGAGGAGGAGAGCAAGCAAACGGAUUCCAAGCAGCUGGUGCAGCAGCAAAUCCAACAACAGCAGCAGAAGCAACGCCAAAAGUUGUGGAACUUUGUGGAUCCCAUGCAAAAGGCGCCCUGCAUAUGCACCAACGCACAAUGCAGCAGCAGCGGCAACGGCAGCAGCAGCACUGUCAGCAUUGGCAGCGGCAAACGCCAGCAUAGCAGCAGCAGCGGCAGUAGCAGCAGCAGUAGCAGCAUUGGCUCGCCAGCGCUGCGAGCUGCGAUCGGUGUCGCUAGCAGCAGCAGCAAGUCAACGUUUCAGCUACUCCAACAACAUCAGCAUCAUCAACGGGCGGCUCAUCAUUCCAGUUCCAGUGUUGGUUACUUGAACAGCAAUUGCAGUUCCUCUUACUCCUCUACCCACUACUCCUCCUACGCUGCUGUCGGCCUCAAGCGACAAAUUGUGCCGUUUCAUCAGCGUUCUCUACUUAAUACUCAGACAGCGCUUAAACCUAACUACAACAACAACACUACUUCCUCUACAACAACAACAACAGACACCAAUAUACCAAAACAAAGACAUCUCAGCAACGCUUCAGGAGGCGGCGGUGGCAGCAGUGCCACGCCCUGCCAUGGAGGAGCCGCAGCGGGCAGCGCUUCAACUUAUUCACGCAACUCAGUGGGCGAUUCAUCAUCGAUGCCACCGAUUGCCUCCUCCUCGGUGGGUUCACCCGCAACGCCAGCUCCAUCACCACAUCCGCUUUCCAAUUCGGCGCACUCGCAGCCCACAUCGGUGCCGCCCGCCGCUGAGCAACUGCUCAACAUGAGUCCACAUGCGCCCACAUCAGUAUCGAAUCUUCAGCAACCGCCUACGCCCAUCGAUCAUCUGCUGGACAAGAAUACGCCAGCGCCCACGCCCACGGAUCAGCAUGAUAGUAAGAGCAUAACUGCCUCGCCCUAUGUACAUCAAACACCGAGUGUGGAGCCUCCCACUUACGCGGACCACGGGUCACAGGGCGGUGCACCUGCCACUCUAAAUGCGCCCGGCAGUGUGCCCCAGCAGCAGCCUGCGACGCCAACAGCAGGCGGAGCAGCAGCUGGAGCAGCAGCAGGAGCGGGAACGGCUACGGGAGCGGGCACAGGAGCUGGAGCAGCGGUAGGAGCAGCAACAGCUGCACCUGCAUCUGGCGCGCAAUGUGGCACGAUUAGCGUUAAGAAGCUGGAGAUGCAGCAGCAGCAGCCGACGAUUAAACAGGAGCCGGGCACAGGGCGCGGCAGUCAACAACUGCCGCCCCAGCAACAGCAACAACAGCAACAGCAGCAGUCGCAAAAACAACAACAGCAGCAGCCGCAGCAGCAGCAACAGCAGCAGUCGAUGGCAACCAGCACCAUGGAAGCUGUCACCAAUCUCUUUAACCUGUACAAACCGCCACAGCUGACGCUCAAGGAUGGCGACAGCGUCUACGACGAGGAAUGGCUUACAGAGGUCUACGAUUUCAGCUAUCAAGAGUCCUGGGACAAUCUGCCCGUCAAGCGACCCAAGCUGAAUGAAUCGGUCAAGCUGCGACGUCCGCGCUAUGCCAAGAAUCUGUACGAGGGGCACACGCACUUCAAGCCACUGAUGCCCUCACCGGGAUCUGUCUACGGCUCGUUGCUCACCAUUGAGGGCGGCUCUGUGGCAGCACUCGGAGCUGCGAGCGAGAGUGGGAAGGCAGCAGGAGGCGCAGGCGGUGGACUGGUGGGCAUAGCCACGAAUGCAGGCUUUGGCAAUGCAGCUGGCGCAGAUGAGGCGGACAAUGCGCUCGUCAAGAGUGAAGCUCCAUCGGCAGCGGGCGACGGAAGCAGCUUCUUCCCCUGUCUGGACAUCAAGACGGAGCCAGGCUUGCACUCGCCCUGCAAGGAAACCAAAUCCACCAGCACUGCGGGCAGCGGCGGUGGCAAUCUGUUCACAGCGGAGGGCCUGAAUCCCUCGCUCAACGACCUGGAGCAGCUGUUCGAGACGAGCUCGAAUGACGAGUGCAGCAGCGUGCAGAUUCACACGCCGCCCGACUCCAACAAUCCCUCGAAUGGCGGCUGCAGCGCUGUCACCAACACCAUCGACGAGCUGAAGCGCAGCACCGCCGUGACGAGCGCUGUGGUGGCCGCUGUCGUCGCCAGCAGUGGUGCGGGCAGCAUUCAAGCCGAAGACCUAACCAAAAUGUUUCCCACGCCGCCCUCGCAUGAGCAGCAGCAUCUCAACCUGAGUCCCUGUCAAACGGACGUUGUCAUGACCGAUCUGAGUGUGGAUACGACGACGACAACAACAAGCAGCGUGCUGGUGGUGCCGGCGGCAACAAUCACAACGGCGGCGGCAACAGUUGCAGCAACAGCUACGUCAGUCGGCCUCGGAGUCAUGCUGAAGAUGGUCAAGCAGGAAUACAGCGUGGAGCUGGGCAGUCCCGUUGAGGAGCCCAUUGAUGACUGGAGCUAUGUCUAUAGGCCGCCGCAGCAGGAGAAGUUCGUUGGCUCCUCGCGCUAUGCACCGCUCACCAAUCUGCCCAGCCAGACGCUGCCGCCUCUGCAGCUGCCCGCCAAUUGCUUCUACAAUCCCACCUGGAGCCACAGCCAAAAGUCGCGCGCUGCGACGCUGGCGAAGGCGGCCGCUGCACAGCAGCAACAGCAGCAGCACCAGAAGCAUCAGCAGCUGCAGCAGCGCAUCCAGCAGCAUCAGCAAAUGCAGCAGCAACACCAGCAACAACAGCAGCAGCAACAGCAACACCAGCAGCAGCAACAGCAGCAGCACAAACAGCUGCACGACCUGCUUUCGGCUGGUCCUCGAACUCCGAUGAAUGCAGCGAUGCCCUCGCCCUCAACAGUUCCACAGCCGUUGAGCAGCGGCGGCAGUCAAUUGCUGCUGAAUCAACUCAACUGUCCGCAGGCGCCGCCCGGCAGUUCGAUGCAGCAGCUGAUGCAGCGGGCGGGCAUGUCGCCCAUUCCCUCACCUGGCGGCCCAGGAGUGGUGCCAUUUCCGCGCAGCAGUCCCAUGCAGCAGCAUCAUCCGAUGCGACAGACGCCCACGCAUCCGCCUCCUCCGUAUCCGUAUGAGCUGGCUGCUGCUAGUCCGGCCACGUCCACAUCCUCGUCGUACCUUAACAAGCCGUACGGCUCUCAGGAGCCGCCAGGACAUCCGCAUACGCCUCACCACGUGUACGGCUCGAUGAGCGGAGGAGCCGCAGGCGGAGCUGCUCUCAUGUCGGGCGAUUCCAAGCUGGCCAUGAUGCAGUAUACGGGCGGCAGUGCACCGGAAUCGGGAACGGCUGCAGCAGCAGCUGCUGCUGUGAGCCUGCUGCAGGAGCUGCCGGAAGUGAACUCUGUGCUGGUAAACAUCCUGCUCUACGACACGGCACUGAAUGUCUUCCGGGAUCACAAUUUCGACAGCAGCAGCGUUUGCGUCUGCAAUGCGGAUACGCAGAAGAUCGGGAAUAUACGUGGCGCGGAUUCGGGAGUCUAUGUGCCGCUGCCGGGCAGCAGCUUCAAUCCCUUUCCAGCUCAACGAGGCUCGAGUGGAGCAGGAGGAGGUGGAGCUGGUGCUGUCACGCCUUAUAAUCAGUAUGCAGGAGCAGGAGCUGGAGCUGGUGGUCUACGCAUGUUGAGUGCCUUUGGCGGUGGGCUGGACUCGUCGCCAGUGGCUGCUGCUUUGUCCGGAGCUGGCUCCGUGCAUGGCCAUGGCCAUGGACCCAAUGGUGGCUCCAGCGGCUCCGCAUCCUGUACACCGCCCAGCAGUAAUCCCCACAUAACAGGCUACGUCGACGACGAUCCCGUGGAGUGCACGUGCGGCUUCAGCGCUGUGGUCAAUCGGCGACUAUCGCAUCGGGCCGGUCUCUUCUACGAGGAUGAGCUGGAGAUCACGGGCAUUGUGGACGAUCCGGCGAGGAAUAAACAGCCCACUCUACUAGCGCUCAUCCAGUCGCUGUGCCGCAAGGGCGCCAACAACAACAACAAUAAUAAUAACAACAACAAUAACAACAGCAAGGAUGCCUCCUCUGGCAAGGAGCUGGAGAAGCUGACGAACACAACGCAGCAGCAGCUGGAGCAGCUGGCGCAUGCCAUAUUCGAUCUGCUGCUAGACCAGUGCUCCAUCAUACAAAGCUCCAGCAGCUCGGUGCAUCGAGCACUGCAGGCGCACCGUCGCAGGAUGUCGAGGCAACGUCGCCUGGGCGCCUCGGUGGCCAGCAUUGCGAAUGUCCUGGAGUUCACGGAUGCCCACGAUGUGGUCAGCUUGGCGCUGGAGCAGGCGCGUCUUGCGUUCGAGAACCAUCGCCUGGACAUGAAUCUCCUCGAGUUCGGACAUGGACAUGGCCAGCAUGGCAGCCAACAGAAUCAUCCGCAACAUCCAAACCAGCCCCAUCACCCGCACCAGCAACAACAACAGUCGCAGCAGCAACUCAUGGCCUUCCAGGCGGCGCCCGCUCUUCGCCAGAAACUGUUGAGCCUGGGCAGCAGUCGUCUGACGGUACACAAGUGGCCCUAUCUUCCAGUGGGCUUCACCCGCAGCAACAAGGAGAUCGUCCGGACGAUGAAUGCCAUCCAACCCAUGCUGCAAAGCGCCUUCCACUGCAAGUCGCGAGGCGGUGCAGCGGGCUCCAAGGAUGCCAGCUCCUACAAUACGGUCAGCGGUCCCUUGACCUGGCGGCAAUUUCACCGCCUCGCCGGACGAGCCUCUGGACAGUGUGAACCACAGCCCAUACCUUCGGUUGUGGUUGGCUACGAAAAGGAUUGGAUAUCAGUGGCACCACAUUCCAUUCACUACUGGGAUAAGUUUCUGCUGGAGCCCUAUUCCUAUGCACGGGACGUGGUCUACGUCGUCAUUUGUCCGGACAAUGAUCAUGUCGUCGCGAGCACUCGCACCUAUUUCCGUGAGCUGAGCAGCACGUAUGAGAUGUGCAAGCUGGGUCGCCAUACGCCCAUCCGUGGCUGGGACGGCAUCCUCCAGGUGGGUGUAUCCGAAAGAGAUGUCACGACCCCGCUAGACGAUUGGCUACGUACGUUGGACCAUGCGCCGCUGGCGGAGCAGAUUAGGCGUUACGCCAUUGCCUUUAUGCAUCAGCUGGCGCCUUAUCUGAGUCGCGUGCCUGGUGAUAAGACACUGCUCAAUCCGCCAGAUCCUAGUGGCAGUCAUUCCACAAAAGCUGGUGUAACUCAGCCCCCAACAGCUGCAGAGCAUCCGGAGCAGCCGGUCAUCAAGCAGGAGCCGGGCACCGAGCAGCAACAGCAGCAGCAGCAGCAGCAACAACAAUCGGGCGCAACCCAGACGAGCAACAAUCAGGAGCAGGACAGCAAGGCGGAUGUUAAGGGAGGCGCAGCUGGAGGCGAUACUAAGCCAGCACUGGUGCUGGGCGAUCCACUUGGCAUGGGCGAAACCUUGGAGGACAUUAAUCCUUCAGCCAUUGUGCUGUAUGUGGUGAAUCCCUUCACCUUUGCCUCCGACAGCUUCGAGCUGGAGCGGCUUGCAUUGAUUGCGCUGCUCCGUUGCUAUGCGGAGCUCUUAAAGGUGGUGCCAGACUCGGUCCGUGCGCAGAUGAACAUCCAGAUCAUCUCGCUGGAGUCCAUUAUGGAGCUAGGACCCUGUGGCAACCGUCGUCGCUUCUCGGACGAGAUCAAGUGCUUGGCGCUCAACAUAUUCUCGCAGUGCCGAAGGCAUCUGGUGCAUGCGCAGCCCGUGAAGAGUCUGACGGGCUUUGGCACGGCGGCCAACAUGGAGGCGUUUCUCAAGACCAAGGAUGAGCCGAAUCGACGCCCCUACAAGAUGUACACCGCUCCAUUUGUGCUGGCGCCCAUGCACGAGCGGAACGACAAGACGGACUUCUCCCGUGCGGCGGGCAGCAUGCAUGGCCAGAAUGAGACGCGCUACUCAGUGAUGUAUUGCAAUUAUUGCCUGAGCGAGGAUCAGUCCUGGCUGCUGGCCACCGCGACGGAUGAGCGAGGCGAACUGCUGGAGAAGGUGUGCAUCAACAUCGAUGUGCCCAACCGUGCCAGAAGAAGAAAGGCUCCCGCACGCUAUGUGGCGCUGCGUAAGCUCAUGGACUUCGUCAUGGGCCUCAUCUCGCAGACGUCGCAAAUGUGGCGACUGGUCAUCGGAAGAAUCGGCCGGAUUGGUCACAGCGAGCUCAAGUCCUGGAGCUAUCUGCUCAGCAAGCAGCAGCUGCAGAAGGCCUCCAAGCAGUUCAAGGACAUGUGCAAGCAGUGCACACUCAUGUAUCCGCCUACCAUUCUAAGUGCUUGCCUGGUCACCCUAGAGCCAGAUGCCAAGCUUCGCGUGAUGCCCGAUCAGUUCACGCCCGAUGAGCGCUUCUCCCAGAUCUCCAUGCAGAACCCGUUGUCGACGCCGCAGGAUGUCACCUGUACGCAUAUCCUGGUCUUUCCCACCAGUGCGGUCUGUGCGUCCUUCACACGCCAAUUCCAGAACGAGCCUCAGGUGGACGAUGACUUCAUCUUUGGUGAGGAGGAGGGCAACGAGGACUUCAGCGAUGCGGACAUUGGCGAUCUUUUCUGGGAUUCAGCUCACAUGGAUCGCGUCUCGAAUCACGGCAGUCCAGGACGCAUGGAGGACAACCGCAGCUGGCAAAGCGCUGGAGGCAACAAUUUCAAAUGCACGCCACCGCAGGAGGUCGAGGAGGUGGGCUCCCUCAACCAGCAGCCCAUUUCGGUGGGUUACAUGGUAUCGACAGCGCCUACGGGCCGGAUGCCCGCCUGGUUCUGGUCCGCCUGUCCGCACCUGGAGGAUGUGUGUCCCGUCUUCCUAAAGACCGCGCUGCAUUUGCAUGUGCCUAAUAUACAGAUAGCCGAUGAUAUACUCAACUCGACCAAUGCUCAUCAAUCGGCCAAUGAUCAUCCGUUGGACUCGACAUUAACAGCCGACGUGCUACGCUUUGUGCUGGAAGGAUACAAUGCGUUGUCCUGGCUGGCACUCGAUUCCAAUACGCACGAUCGUCUGUCCUGUCUGCCCAUCAAUGUGCAAACGCUAAUGGACUUGUAUUAUCUAACGGCGGCCAUAGCAUAGAGCAAAAUAUCUGAAAUAACAGACCAUUAACAUUAGCAGUAGCCGUAACAGUAACAGUAACAGUCGAUUGCUUCCGUUUGCUGUACUUCCAUUAACAUAGCGAACUAUCCAAAACAGUAACAAAAGAAAACAAAGCAACUACCAGCCAGUUAACAGUCCAAAUGAAAAUAAUGAUAUACCAGUAACAGCAGAAGUAAACGUAACAGCAAUGUUAACAGAAACUGUAACAGCAGCGCACAGUUAGCGUUAAACACAGAGCCUUGUAAUUAAAGCCGCCGCCGCAGCAGCCUUACAGCCUACCCAAAGGAUGUGCAACAAAGACAAGAAAGUUGAUUGAUGAUGAGAUGAUGAGAAGGAGCAAGAGAGAGAGAGAGA
Messenger RNA from Drosophila mojavensis, 9679 nucleotides. RefSeq names its product mediator of RNA polymerase II transcription subunit 13 (gene skd). Gene Ontology annotation, cellular component: mediator complex. Bases 809 to 9304 code for a protein of 2831 amino acids. Gene Ontology annotation, molecular function: transcription coregulator activity. The record is from RefSeq and is a predicted model, not a curated record. Lineage: Eukaryota; Metazoa; Arthropoda; Insecta; Diptera; Drosophilidae. Gene Ontology annotation, biological process: regulation of transcription by RNA polymerase II. The transcript has 14 exons.